CUUCUGAUAGCUUCGUCUGUCACACCUUUGAGCCCUUCGCCACCACUAUCUUAUUCUCAGGUGGUGAUUUGGGUUUCGGCUACAUAUACUACACAAACCGGCUCACGAGUAAUGGAUUCUCGGAGACGUCAAAAAGACAAGAACGGAUCAGCGCGGGUUGGGAUAGCCAAAAAAAGCGCGGAAAAAUGUGGGCUAGAAAUGCCCUCCUCUACCACCCAUCACGACUGUAGAAACGUACAGCAUUACCAACCUCUACAUGUUGAGCCGAUAAACAGGCGGAUAUGGUCGCUAGGGGUAAGGCGGAUCAGCCAACAGCCUAUACAAACUUGUGAAAGCGUAUUGGUAGAUAUGUCAAUGUCAAUCCGCUACUAA
Messenger RNA from Bipolaris oryzae ATCC 44560, 372 nucleotides. RefSeq lists its product as uncharacterized. The record is from RefSeq and is a predicted model, not a curated record. Lineage: Eukaryota; Fungi; Ascomycota; Dothideomycetes; Pleosporales; Pleosporaceae. The transcript has a single exon. The annotation marks the transcript as partial.